Molecule: messenger RNA, 1874 nt
Organism: Sodiomyces alkalinus F11
Lineage: Eukaryota; Fungi; Ascomycota; Sordariomycetes; Glomerellales; Plectosphaerellaceae
Product: mannose-1-phosphate guanyltransferase
Exons: 3
Coding region: 312-1700 (462 amino acids)
Biological process (GO): biosynthetic process
Cellular component (GO): cytoplasm
Molecular function (GO): transferase activity
Source: RefSeq, a predicted model, not a curated record
UCUCAACCUAACAGUUACCUUGUAUACAAUACUUAGCAGCUCUUCAUCUUCAUCCCUUGCGAACACUUAGUGUAGUACUCCGCAACGAGACCCAUUGGUGCGAGCUGUUCUGUUGCGUUGUCCAAGACAGUUCACCGCGUCGGUCUGCAUACCUUAGCGUCCAACCCCUCGUCUCCUCCCUAGGUCAACGGUGACCUGCGUCCGACUCGCAUCAAAACACGAAAUACUAAUCGACCAGGACAAACGGAAAAAAGCAAACGAAAAGAGCCUGAUCUCGACUCGUCAUUGUCGAGUGCAACAGUCCCAUCACCAUGUCGCUACAGAUUCCCUCCCGUCCGGGGGUCAAGUCCCAAGAGGCUACCACCAAAGCCGUCAUCUUGGUCGGCGGCCCUUCCCGCGGCACCCGAUUCCGACCGCUGAGUCUCGACGUCCCCAAGCCGCUCUUCGAGGUGGCCGGCCACCCGAUCAUCUGGCACUGCCUCGCCGCCAUCGCCCGCGUCCCCGACAAGAAGAUCUCCGAGGUGCUCAUCAUCGGCUACUACGACGAGUCGGUCUUCCGCGACUUCAUCAAGGACUCGACCAAGGAAUUCCCGGGGCUGGCCAUCAAGUACCUGCGCGAGUACGAGGCCCUCGGCACGGCCGGCGGGCUCUACCACUUCCGCGACGUCAUCCUCAAGGGCGGGCCGGACCGGCUCUUCGUGCUCAACGCCGACGUGUGCUGCUCGUUCCCGCUGGCCGAGAUGCUGCGGCUCUUCGACGAGAAGGACGCCGAGGCCGUCAUCCUGGGCACCCGCGUGUCCGACGACGCCGCCACCAACUUCGGCUGCAUCGUCAGCGACGCCCACACGCGCCGCGUGCUGCACUACGUCGAGAAGCCCGAGAGCCGUAUUAGUAACUUGAUCAACUGCGGCGUCUACCUCUUCUCCACCGACGCCAUCUUCCCGUCCAUCCGCACCGCCAUCAAGCGCCGCAACGACCGGCCCCCGCGCCUCGUCUCGUACCCGUCCUCCGAGAACCUCGAGAGCAGCUUCAUGCUAUCGGCCGCCGCCGCCGCCGCAGCAGCAGCAGCAGCCGCCGCCGCGGGCGACGGCGACGACGACGACGACCACCGCCGCAACGAGGUGAUCCGGCUCGAGCAGGACAUCCUCUCCGACAUGGCCGACACGAAACACUUCUUCGUGUACGAGACCAAAGACUUUUGGCGCCAGAUCAAGACGGCCGGGUCGGCGGUGCCGGCCAACGCGCUGUACCUGCAAAAGGCGUGGCAGCAGGGGUCGUCGGAGCUGGCGCCGCCCAGCGCGGCGGUCCUCCCGCCCGUGUUCAUCCACCCGACCGCGACGGUGGACCCGACCGCCAAGCUGGGCCCCAAUGUUUCGAUCGGCCCUCGCGUCGUGGUGGGGCCCGGGGUGCGGAUCAAGGAGUCCGUCGUGCUGGAGGAUUGCGAGAUCAAGCAUGACGCCUGCAUUCUCUAUUCCAUUAUCGGCUGGGGGAGCCGUGUGGGCGCGUGGGCGAGGGUUGAGGGUACGCCCAUGCCGGCGACGAGCCAUAGUACGAGUAUCAUUAAGAAUGGUGUCAAGGUGCAGAGCAUCACCAUUCUUGGCAAGGACUGCGGUGUGGGCGAUGAAGUGCGCGUGCAGAACUGCGUCUGCCUGCCUUAUAAGGAGCUUAAGAGGGAUGUCGCUAACGAAGUCAUCAUGUAAUGCUCCUUUUCCCACCCUUUCCCUAUCACACGAAUGCACCCUGAGCAGCAACAAAAGUCCGGUCCAUGUAUGGGACCCAUCCUGGUGGACAUUAAUGUCUUUGCGUUACUUGGAGGAGGUUGGCUUGGCCAAAAGCGACAUGUUCAUUUGGUCCUCAUCGGCUUGAGGAGGUAG